AUGACAAUGACGUUCAAGUCUAUUGGACGGCCGCAACCGUCUGUACGCUCGCAGCCUCGCUCUAGUGGUAAUUCCGUGACGCCCGAGUUUACGGGCGAGGAGCUUAGUGUUGUGCUCGAGUUGGUGAAGGACUUGUGA
Messenger RNA from Peronospora matthiolae, 138 nucleotides. NCBI's taxonomy places the organism in Eukaryota, Oomycota, Peronosporomycetes, Peronosporales, Peronosporaceae. The record is from the annotation of a GenBank genome assembly.